Chelonia mydas (Green sea turtle) is the source of this 2928-nucleotide messenger RNA. It is a transcript of the gene PSMD10, whose product is annotated as proteasome 26S subunit, non-ATPase 10. Gene Ontology annotation, molecular function: protein binding. Bases 119 to 802 code for a protein of 227 amino acids. The transcript is spliced from 6 exons. Lineage: Eukaryota; Metazoa; Chordata; Testudines; Cheloniidae. The record is from RefSeq and is a predicted model, not a curated record.
GGCGCCUUCCGGGCCGGCCUGCCUCUCUGAUUGGCUGCCUGGAGGGGGGAGGCGGGGGCGUGUCGUGCCUCCGCCCCCUUUGCUGAGGGGACGGGCGGAGCGCCUGCCUGGCGUCGGCAUGGAGGGCUCCGUGUCCAGUGUGGAGAUCUGUAACCUGGCCUACACGGGGCAGCUGGAGUUGCUGCAGGACCGGCUGAGGGAGAACCGCGGCCUGGCUACCCGCAGCGACCAGGAUCGCAGAACAGCGCUGCACUGGGCAUGCUCAGCGGGACAGACGGACGUCGUGCAUUUCUUGUUAGGCCUGGGCGUGCCUGUCAAUGACAAGGACGACGCUAGCUGGACUCCUCUCCAUAUUGCAUCUUCAGCAGGCCAUGAUGAAAUUGUGAAAGCUCUGAUUGGAAAAGGUGCUCAGGUGAAUGAUGUUAAUCAAAAUGGCUGCACACCUCUGCAUUAUGCAGCCUCCAGAAAUAGACAAGAGAUUGCAGUUAUGCUGUUACAGAAUAGAGCUGAUCCUGACGCAACAGAUCACUUUGAAUCCACUCCAUUACAUAGAGCAGCAGCCAAAGGAAACCUAAAAAUGAUACAGAUCCUACUGCAGUACAAAGCGUCUGUGAAUAUGCAGGACUCUGAAGGGAACACACCUCUCCAUUUAGCCUGUGAUGAAGAGAGAGUGGAUGAGGCAAAGCUGUUGGUGUCCCAUGGUGCAAGUAUUUACAUUGAGAAUAAAGAAGAAAAGACCCCACUGAAAGUGUCAAAAGCUGGCCAGAAAAUGGAAUUGAAGUUCUGUGAAAAACUUCCAUAGAACUACAAUGUUUUAGGUGUUUCCAAAACAAAAUAUGCUUCUUGGAAUCCCUGGCUGCCCACCCAGAUGAGUUACCGAGGAGCUGGGGAUCCCAGGACAUACAGGCUGCUGGCUUCUCAGCAGCCCACCUGAUGGGAAUCGCAGGGAGCUUAUUUUGGGACCUCUGGAAGCCAAAAUUCAAGGUCAGUUUGCCUGGCAGGUUGCUGAGGAGCUGGGACUUCAGAAAACAGUCCUAAAAAAAAACAUUCUAUUGGAAAAUUUCCAAUCAGUUCUGCAUCUUGUAAAGGAGCUGGUGUUUUAUUUCCUUUUUCCUUCUUGGUAUUCAUAUUACACAGUUGUUGUUUUCAGUUUAAUCCAAUUCGUAUUUCACUUCAGACCAUUCUAAACUAUUCGUCUCCCUCCUUGUUAUCUACACAACCAUUUCAACUACUUCUAGAAGUUAAUUCUAUUUGCCACCCCUUUCAUUCGUCAAACCCCCUUUUGGCAUAGCUAUGAAUACUUCACUCUCAGUACGUCCUUAUUGCCUGGUCUGUCUGGCCCUCUAGUCUGUGGUGUUCCCUUCAGUUUGUCAAACACUUCCUGGGUCUGAGAUGCUCAAACUGUGUCUAGUAAUGUACAUGCAGACUCGCUAAUGCCCCCUAAGAGACACUGUCAUCUAAUUACAUUGCUUUCUGCUGGCCCCGUAUGUCUCACUGCAAGCUUCCAUCUAAUUUUACUGUCUGCUAUCAUCAUGUGCCUUUAUUUAAUAUCCCAGCUUUUAAGAGGUGUUGUGCCCAUUGAAUAUCUGUGUUCUGGAUUUUUUCCUCAGAUGUACUAGCUCAAAUCUCAUUGCAGUUCCUUUAGCUGUCAAUGCUGGUGAUUUGGUGCAUCCCACUGUAUAAUAUUAUCUCUGACAUUUAAUGUGCGGUUUACCUUUUUAAUAUCAAUAGUCCAGGGCACCCUUUAUUUACCAGCAGCAACUUCUGCUUCCUUAGUUAUAGGAAGAUAAAACUGUUGUAUGACUGAAAGAUGUGGUGUUCAUGGGCAUGUACUGAUUUUUGUACUAAGUCUCGUAGGUGAUAAUUGUAACAAAAGUUCCAAGCAGUACCCUGAGGUUGCAUCCCUAUAGUGAGAGUUAUCACUUCACUUAGCUUUCUUUGAAUUUUCCCUGCUGUGAUUAUGUGGCUGUAAAGCUCCUUCCAGCUGAACCUCCUCCUAGUCCCAUGAACACUUAUGAAAUAAAACUGGUCUUUCUGGAAACCAGUUCUUCUGGAAAGUCCUCCUCUUCCUAGGAGGACCACAGCAGUGCACAUUCAUAACUUGGAGCUGAACUCUUCUGGAAUAGGAACACUUCUCCGAGGUCAAACUGUCACCAUUCCAUUAAUUCCUUGUCUCUUUUGUUUGGGGGGCAGAGGGGCCUCAGACUUAGCUGUGAGCUAGCUUUGACUCGGAUGAAAAGAAGCUUUCAUGGCAAGACAAUUUCCAGUAAUUUCAUAUGCCUAAAUAUGAACUUUCAGAGUAGUGGGAGAGUAGCGUAUCCUCCUCACAUUCUCCUUUUGUGGGGAGUCUGAGUUGCAUAAAGUUAUAUUCAUAGGCUAUGAAUAGAUAGUACUUUUUACUGUGAAUGAAUUCCAUGCUGUCCCCUCCCCUCUGGACCAUUCUUUGUCAGAGGAGUAAACCAAUGGAGUGAUGUAGUCCUGUGGCCUUGUCUGCUAACCAAGCAUUUGAUGGCUUCCUCCUCCUCUCCUUGGCAGUGUCCUAUGUCUUACGUUUGUGCUGAUGAACACUGAAUGGGUAAUAGAAAACCUUUUUAAGUGACCAAUACAUUCAGUUUGUUGUUAUUCCUGAACAGAGUUGACAUUGCCCCUGCACUGCUUUAGGAAGCAUAUGAUUAACAUAAUUCACUGAUGGAAAAAGCAUCUCAGUAUUAGGGAAGCACAGAAUUGAGAACACAGGACUUAGCAGCAAGGAACUGUUUAACAGAUGACAGUGAGACUUCUUAGACACCCUUCCUCCCCCCCCCCCCCCCUCCUUUUCUGGUGGAUUUUUUUGUUUGUUUGUUUGUGUGGGGUUAGGGUGCUUAUGUAACAAAAUUCUGUUGUGAACAAUAUAAUAAAGUUUUGUAAUGGCAAACUUUAUUAAACUUA